Messenger RNA from Xiphias gladius (swordfish), 573 nucleotides. RefSeq lists its product as uncharacterized. The transcript has 6 exons. The record is from RefSeq and is a predicted model, not a curated record. Lineage: Eukaryota; Metazoa; Chordata; Actinopteri; Istiophoriformes; Xiphiidae. The coding region runs from base 122 to 514 and encodes 130 amino acids.
GGAAGCGGCAAGAGUGGAGUCUAAAAGAAAAAUACUGAGGACAAAGAGAAGGCACUAAUGCAUGUAGGAGAUAUCCAGUGAGUCAGGACUGAAACAGGCAGAGAGCUCAUUUGUAAUAGAUAUGAUCCUGGACAUGUCCAAAGAAGAUAAAUCUCUAAGCGAUGUGAUCAUCGCCGUCAGCAGGUGGUCAGAGGUUAAGGAGAGGGUGGUGUGGGUUGACACUAAGAAGACACAGAUAAGGAACAAAGCAGGGAAGCUGAAGGAGAAAGAGAUCACAAUCCUGGAGGUGCGAGUGAAAGCCCAGAAGCCUGGAGAUAAAAAGCUCCAGGAGGUCCUGUACAGCACUAAGGCCCGCACUGUCUGCUACUUCUGUCACAUUGGAAUGAAAAUCCUGCCCUGGAAACAGAGAUGUACAGGGGAGAAUGGAUUGACGCCAGUGCAAAUGACGAUGGCAUUGGGCAUGGAAAAUCAGCAGCCUGACUUUACUGAGGCCCAGGGACAAAGGGAGAUCUGAGGAGUAACAAAGAGUCACUAUGAUCUAAAACAGUGCAUUUUAAUGUUAAACACCAAGCU